Molecule: messenger RNA, 2186 nt
Organism: Sardina pilchardus (European sardine)
Lineage: Eukaryota; Metazoa; Chordata; Actinopteri; Clupeiformes; Clupeidae
Gene: ca8
Product: carbonic anhydrase VIII
Exons: 8
Coding region: 528-1361 (277 amino acids)
Molecular function (GO): carbonate dehydratase activity; zinc ion binding
Source: RefSeq, a predicted model, not a curated record
CUCAGAAACCAAGGCUUAUACUAUCUGGCACAUCUAUUCCCAGGGCUACGGAGUGCUGUAAAGAGAGAGAGAGAGGAGAGAGAGAGAGAGAGAGAGAGAGAGAGAGAGAGAGUAAAAGGGAGAGGGAGACAAAGAUGAAGUGGAACAGAUUUUUUUGCACUUAGUUGGCACAGAUCUUAAGUUUUACUGUGAACGAGAAGGAGUUUAGAGCCAGCAGUCGAAAGGAACAAAGUCAGCAUAGACGCUGUAAAGGAAAAAAGAGCUUCAGAAAAGGAGAUUCAGACAUAAGACCUCUUUGGAAUCCAGUUAAACUCUGCAGGUUUUUUAAUUUAGUUGGUUUGUCCGGAGUGUUAGUCAGACCAGAGAGGAGUUACUUGUUGUGCAUUAAUCAGGUGUGUCCAAAGUCUGAGAAUUGUUCUAAGUUGACAUCAUUUACAUCUCAACAAAGAAGAAGGCAAACAAGAAAAGGGGGACACAGCAUUUUAUGGUGCAAGCAUUCUUCGUAAAAACCUUAACAUUCCUUUAUAAUGGCAGACUGUGUGAUAGAAGACUCAGAUUACUACCCAGGAAAGGAUGACUUGGACUGGGGAUAUGAAGAGGGUGUGGAGUGGGGGUUGUUGUUUCCUGAGGCCAACGGUGAGAACCAGUCACCUAUAAACCUCAACUCUAGAGAAGCAUGCUAUGACCCCAGAUUGCUAGAGGUGGGCCUCACACCAAACUAUGUGGUGUGCCGAGACUGUGAAGUUAUCAAUGAUGGACAUACUGUGAGGAUAAUGCUGAAAUCCAAAUCAGUGGUGACCGGGGGGCCCCUUCCAAGUGACCAUGAAUAUGAGCUACAUGAGGUGCGUUUUCAUUGGGGCAAAGAGAAUCAACGUGGUUCAGAGCACACUGUCAACUUCAAGGCCUUUCCUAUGGAGCUGCAUCUUAUCCACUGGAAUUCAACACUCUUCAACAGUGUAGAAGAGGCUCUUGGGAAGAAAAAUGGUGUUCUCAUUAUUGCGCUAUUUGUGCAGAUAGGGAAAGAACAUAUUGGGCUGAAAGCCAUUACUGAGGUCCUUCAAGAUCUACAGUAUAAGGGGAAGACGAAGAUAAUACCAUGUUUUAAUCCAAACACAUUGCUCCCAGAUCCCCUGUUAAGAGACUACUGGGUAUAUGAGGGAUCCUUGACAACACCACCUUGCAGUGAGAAUGUCACCUGGAUCCUAUAUCGCUACCCACUCACAAUCUCCCAGAUUCAGAGGACAAGCAAGCAAGCAUCUGAUAUUGAAUUGGAGAUCCACUGCAAGAGCUUCCAGAGGACCUGCAUAGUGACCGGUGUCAUGACUGAACAGCUGGAUCGUACUACUUUGCUUAGAAACUAAGUUGCUGAAGCUUGGUGACAAUUAUAACAGUCUGUAGGUUAACACCCAUCACAAAUAAUAUGAACAGUUAACUUGAAAUAAGAAUAAAUAUAGGACAAGCAUUGAGUAUAAGAACAAUCACCAGAAAAAGAAAUGCAAAUAAUAUAGCGAAUUACAGUAGGCUACGUAAGCAACGUUUUACCAAAUCAGAAUGCCAUUACUAUGUCAAUACAAAACAUAAAGAAAGCUCAAAUGAUGUACUGUAGCUAACACAGAAAGGUCCAUAUUGGUUAUACUGUAGUUGGAUAAUUGUUUUUCUUUUUUUUCUAUGUUCAUGUAACAGCAAAAAUGCCUUUAUUACCAGCUACAAGGUGAAUGACACAUAUUUCAGUGUGUACUGUAUCUAUGUUGAUGCAAUAAACAUCUAGAUUAUAAUACCUCAGUGGUAUUCUGUGGAGCUAUCUAUUUUUCAAGGAUAAAACAUGCAUAGAUCAAGAGUAGCAUGGUUUGAUAGUUAUCACACAAACAAUAUGUAUUUGUUCAGGUAUUCAGUUUUUUUCUCUAAUGUAGAAUGUAAAGAAAUAUAACUUAACAAAGUGACUUUUUUGAUGGAGACUACUACUUAAAAUGUCUAAAAAACCCUACACUUCCCCCCUAAAACAUCUACCACAGUUGUAUGUGUAACAUUUUCAGUUUAUCAUUGCCAGGGCACAUAAAUAAAUAGGUUGAAUAAGACGAGUGUAGCUUAAUGUAGAGAUUUAGAUGUUAGUAUUGUGUUGUGUUGUGUUGUGUUAUAUUAUAUUAUUAUAAUUGCACUGCAAGUCAUAUUGUUAGCCUAUAUUCUUU